Messenger RNA from Pseudocercospora fijiensis CIRAD86, 1248 nucleotides. RefSeq lists its product as uncharacterized. The coding region runs from base 319 to 960 and encodes 213 amino acids. The record is from RefSeq and is a predicted model, not a curated record. Gene Ontology annotation, molecular function: metal ion binding; superoxide dismutase activity. The transcript is spliced from 2 exons. Gene Ontology annotation, biological process: superoxide metabolic process. Lineage: Eukaryota; Fungi; Ascomycota; Dothideomycetes; Mycosphaerellales; Mycosphaerellaceae.
ACGAGACGCAUAUUGAGGCCUGCGAGUGCCUGCAAGCUCCCGCCGUGGACAUGUUCUUCAUGCACACGCACCUCCAUCCUCCCCCGAUUACAACCGCAGCGACAACAGCAACGACACCUGCAUAAGGUACCUGUGUUGGGAUUCGAGGAGGCUUUCACGGUGGAGGGCGUGCGUGGUUUGUUCGCUGCGAAAGGAUACAAAUUGGCAUGGACAGAAUACCAAGCGCACAUCAUCCAGAAGCUCAAUGACCUCGUCGCCGGCGAACCCAUCGAAAACCUCACUACCAAAGACCUCAUAUUAUCAUUCGCACGAGAUCCUAUGAAUGCCGCCGUCUUCAACCACGCAAGCAUGGCAUUCAACAACCAUUUUUUUUUCGGCGCUCUCUCCACCCAGCCCAUCCCUCUGACUAAGGCGCCCCAGAUGGUGGAGAGCUUAGUCAAGACUUUUGGCAGCAUCGACACUCUGCGCGCAACCAUGAUCGAUACCGCCGCGAGUAUGUUCGGUCCAGGAUUUGUGUGGCUGGUUUGGGCACGAAAGGUGGAUGCCGCAGGAAGGUUGAGCAGCAGGAGCGGGCAGUGGCGCAUUUUGAACACAUACUUGGCUGGAACCCCGUUUCCAGAAGCAGGAUACAGGCAGCAAGGCGUGGACAUGAACACCAACAACCCAUACUCGUAUCAGAGAUACUUGAACGCUCAAUCGCAAAUCCCCGCGAACACAGCCGGCGCAUUUGGCCCACACAGCCAGCAAGGCAGAGGCCAGGCCAAGAUUCCGCCAGGAGGCACGAGCCUUGUGCCGGUGCUCUGUGUGAACACUUGGGAGCAUGUGUACAUGUAUGACUAUGGUGUGGCGGGAAAGAGGAAGUUCUUGGAGGACUGGUGGGCUGCGGUGGACUGGGGUAUUGUGCAGGAGCGUGCGCCAGCGGAAGCGAGGACAACUGUAUCCUUCGAGAGGGCCUACUAGUGGCUGAUGGCGGAAGCAUGGAGACACACGAAGAGAGAGGAGGCAUGAGAGCUGAUCUAUGACAAAGCUGUAGCAAGCUUUUACAUCUCGUCACGGCGCUCAGAGACCUACGUCACGGCGAUUCGUCUACAGGUGGUCGCCUGCGCGGUCGCCGUCAUUGCCCGAAACGAGGCGCAACACAGCAUUGAAGCGUUGCUUACAUCAAUAAGAAGGGAUGCAGCGCGGUCACUGCCGAGGCGCGAGAACGAUGUACAGUAUAGAAAUGUAUCAAAAAGCAUCACAGCGUCG